AUGUCUGAGCAACGUAGUCGUUCAUCACCAGGAAAUGUGACUAUUAAAGCAUUUGAUAAUAUAAGUCCAGAAGAAUUAGAAGAACUACGAGAAGCUUUUCGUGUAUUUGAUCAAAAUGGUGAUGGAAGUAUCACACUUUCAGAAUUACGUAUUGUUCUUGAUCAAAUGGGUUUAGAUCCAAGUGAAGAAGAACUACAAGAUAUGAUCCGUGAAGUUGAUGCAGAUCAAAGUGGUAGUAUUUCAUUUGUAGAAUUUGUUGAUAUGGUUAAGAAAGCAGUUGAUACGAAUAAAAAUUCACGUGAAGAAUUAUUUCGGGCUUUUCAAGUAUUUGUUCUUCAAGCAACAGGCGAUCGGCCGACAGAUGAAGAUGUUCUUGAAAUGAUCGCUGAAGCAGAUAUUGAUGGUGAUGGGCGAAGUAAAAUUUAA
This is a messenger RNA of Rotaria socialis, 426 nucleotides long. Lineage: Eukaryota; Metazoa; Rotifera; Eurotatoria; Philodinida; Philodinidae. The record is from the annotation of a GenBank genome assembly.